Messenger RNA from Venturia canescens, 2013 nucleotides. RefSeq names its product protein FAM151B. NCBI's taxonomy places the organism in Eukaryota, Metazoa, Arthropoda, Insecta, Hymenoptera, Ichneumonidae. The transcript has 5 exons. The coding region runs from base 333 to 1256 and encodes 307 amino acids. The record is from RefSeq and is a predicted model, not a curated record.
UCAGUGUCGUUACACGACCAACGGUCGUGCGAUACCGCCGCGCAGUUGUUUUCGCACGAAAAAAUUCACGAAAAUACGCUCAGUUUGCUAGCACCCGGCAGCAGCGGAGGCAUCGCGGCACUCGCAGUUAUUUUUCCUCUUCUUUGUUUCUCGUCGUACAUUGUUCGAGCGUGGACGACGAACGAUGCUUUACGGGGAAGCAGGUACUACGCGUAUUCGGGAGUGCGAAAACACGUCGCAUUGGAUAGAGUGGCGAGCAACGGCUUACCUGGAAGACUAUUUACCCACCGAUAUAUAGUACCGGAGGCAUAGGAUUAUACCGAGAGGCAGUAAUGUGCGCUACGAAAAUGAGCGUCGCACCCGAUUGCAAGGAUUUUUUCGCCGACCGUAUCGAGACUAAUUUGACAAAGGUGACGUGGGUCCACGCGGUCAACAGUAAGGAGAAGCUACACGAGGCUCUGGCCACCGACAAGGCGAUGAUGCUGGAAGCUGACGUGGUUCUUGGAACGUUGAACGAUCCGAGCGGCGGCAACGACACGGAAAAUAUACCGAUAAUGGCGCAUCCGCCGGAAGUAACGAGCGAUCUGUCGUUGGAAGAAUUUUUGGAAAGUGUUCUUGCCGAUGGAAAACGUGGUAUCAAGCUCGACUUCAAGAGCAUCGAAGCUUUCAAGGGCAGUCAAGCUAUACUCGAGAAACAUCGAGCCAAUCUGAGUUUUCCAGUGUGGUUGAACGCUGAUAUUCUCGUCGGGCCGGUCGAGGCUAAUCCGACCGAUCCGCUUCCCGUCGAGCCCAACGCUUUUAUUGCUGGUGCUGCUACUUCCUUGCCGGAGAGCACGCUCUCCAUAGGUUGGACCACGAGGUACGGUUCGAAAUUCAACAUCACCGAGGGAGAAUACACGAACGAGCAGAUUCGCCAAAUGGUCGAGGUGAUCGCUCGAAGCGAAACGAAACAGUCGAUAACUUAUCCCGUAAGAGCUGGCUUGGCGGCCGGCAAUGUAGAGCUUUUCAAAGAUUUAUUGGAGGACACAUCCGCCCAUGGAGCAACACUGACCGUCUGGUCGAGUCCGGACGACACUGUCGAUGUUGCUGCUCUCUCGAAAUUCAUCAAGGACAUUGGAGUCGACAAAGUUUACGUCGACGUACCCGAUGACAUUUUGUCAAAGUUAAAUAUUUCCGGUGCAACCUCUUACACGACCAGUUCAAUAGUGCUCUUCGCUUCGCUCGUUAUGAGCUUCGCAAUCACCAAAUUAAUAUAAGUGGAGCAAAUGUUUGUUCGAUGCGUACAGGAUCCGCAAGAAAAGAAGGAUCGAAAAUGUCUGGAGACUCGAUUAUUUAUUUACCAAUAAGUUAGUUAUUUCUCCUGAUAAAUGUGGUACCGACACCAAAACUUUUUCCCUUUUCGCACCCCAGUCUCCGCGUUUCCGAACUCGAUGUUUGCCACGAGCUAUUAUUUCUCAUGAAUAUAUAAAUUCACAUUUUGAUCGAGAUCGAAGGCAACGCGUUGCGAUUCAAUUUUUGACGCGUCGAUUCUGUCAUUCAAUUUUUUCAUGCGGAAUUCCUACGAUCUUUCGCAAGUCGAUCACGCGAUGCCGGACAAUAAACGCUUCUAUUUUUCUUCAUGUGUGUGUGUGUGUUUUUUUUCUCGAUAAAGAUAUUUUUGGUACUUGAAACAACUUUUCUAACAUGCCAAUACACACAUUUGUAAAAUUUACGAAGAAAAAAGUCGCAACGAUUACUGUCUGACAUUUAACAUAUCUGAAACUUUGAAAUUGUAAAAAAUUGUAUCGCAACCGGUGGUUAUCGUAAUUUCUCAACUCUUGUCAACAAAUACGACGACGUGGUGUGCAAACGGGCGAGUUCAUUGAUCGACCACAGUCUUGAACAAUUAUGUCGAACCUUUGCGUUUAACCGCGUGAGUUGAUAAAUUCUUUUUCCCCCCCUUUCUCAUCGAUUUCCAUUCAUUCACGAUAUACGUUUAUGUACUCUAAUAUAAAAUCAACAUUCCUUACAAUA